CGUGCUCAUUGGUCGAAUCCCCAAGAGCGGCACCUUUGGCCGAGUAGCAGGAGCAGCCGGAUGAGGCACGCUCAUUGGCUGAGGAACAGAACUCUGAUGGACUGUUCCCAUCGGCCGAGUACCUGAGACAUAAAGUGGGGCUCCUAUUUGCCUAGGGGGUGGAGCAGCCGAGUGAGCGGCUCCUAUUGGCCGAUAUGCCGGAGCUGACAAAUAAGGGGCGCUCGUAGGCUGCGUCGCAGGAGAGACCGAGUGAGGGACGCCCAUUGGUCUAAGCGCUGGCGAGACCUUGUUUGGCGCGCCCAUCCGCCCGGAUAGCGGAUGGGUUGUACGAGAGGCUGUCAUUGACCGCGAUACCUGCGGGGUUUGGUAUGGUGCUGCCAUUGGUCGAGCUAGCGACCGUGCGGUGUGAGGCGUUCUCAUUGGCCCAGACGACUGCCGAGCCAUUGGUCCGCGCGUGGAAGACGCGUCGCGAGGGCCCCCCAGUAACCUGUGCGUAGAGGGUUCAGGACCAGUUAGUCUCAUUGGCUGAGACGCCAGCCGCGUUGGAUGCGGCGCUCCAAUUGGUUGAGGAACCGGCAGCGCCAGUUGAGGAGCUCCCAUUGGCCGAUGCAUCAACCAUGCAGGAUGAGGCGCUCCCAUUGGCUACCAGGGGAAAAAAUAGCGCCAAGUCCGCUCCAGUAGGUCUUGUACGAAAUGUGUGGGUGCACCCUUCAAAACAUUGACCACUCCAACGCCUAAUGUGCGGUUCGAGUUGGCGACGGCCGAGGAGUUUCAAACAUUGCUCGACCCACCCACCCCCAUUCUCCUCGAUAGAACUUGAGUUCAAUGGAGCAGGUCCGAUUCACGCCUCACAUUUUGUUUUCCUCUCUGAUGCGACGCUUCAAAUAAAUACUUCAAAUACAAAUAAAACUAACCUGCCCGUCUAUCGCCGGUCCGCCCUCAGCCGCUGCUGUCCGUUAGCGCGCACGCCACCGGAAAACAAAGCCAACGAACCGACGUGUUGAGAACAUGAGGGUCAGCUGAAAUUGCAAAAAAUUGUGUUUUAUUUAUCAAUUCUACAGGUGAUACAGGCACUUCUCUUUCUACCUGUGGUGUUUAAGGGAUCAGGCAGCAACCAUGGUAAAGCACUUCUUUGACUUAUCUACUCUCAAGAGUUCCUGGGACCAAGUUGCCUCAGCGUUUUGGCAACGCUAUCCAAACCCUUAUAGCAAACAUGUGUUAACUGAAGAUGUGAUUUACCGUGAAGUGACCCCCGACAACAAGCUGCUGUCCAGACGCCUGCUUACGAAGACUAAUCGCCUGCCUCGAUGGGGAGAGAUGGUCUUCCCCACAAACCUAGCCCGAUCUGUUUUUGUUGUCGAAGAUUCCAUAGUUGAUCUCCAAAACCGAACGUUUACUACAUUGACGUGGAAUAUCAAUCACACCCGUCUCAUGCUAGUGGAGGAAAAAUGUGUGUAUCGUCCAAACCCGGAAAAUCCAGCAUGCACACAAGUACAGCGAGAAGCACGGGUCUCCUCAAGCGUAUUUGGCUUUUCACGGGCAAUUCAGGAAUUCGGCCUUGCCAGAUUUAGAAGAAAUCAGAUAAAAGCAACAGAAGGCUUUGAAUAUAUACUAGCUAAUUUGCAAGCUGAGGAUGCGGUCAUCAGUAGACGUAUGGAUUUCUGGAUGUUAAGACCACAACCAACAACAGGAUCUAGCGGUCAACUCCUUGUGUGUGAAGAACCCCAAAUAAAAGCUAAAAAUUGUGAAUGCUUAGCAGGUGAAGCACCCCCCAAGGCAUUGAAAGGGGCAACGGAGAAGGCAAAGGAAACGGCAUUGGCUGCCACAGAAAAGGCGAAAGAUCUGGCCUCCAAAGCAGCUCCUCAGAAGGCAAAGCAGUUUGUCUGAAACCAGCCAAGAGUUCCCAAUCACGAAAGGCAUCCAUCUGGCUAGGUUCAAUGUUCCAAGAAUACCAAAAAGUCAACAUUUCUCGGAAUGACCUUUUAUUGAAUGCACUAAAAGUUUACAUCAUUAUUUUCUUGUUUGUUAAUAACUGUUAUCUGAAAGUCUUAUUAUUUCAGUAGAUUAAAUAAGUGCAUUUACUGUACAAAUAGUUACGAAGGAUUUCAAAAAAUAUCCAUAGCUUCAAGGGCCUUCCAGGACUUAAUUGGAUGUAGUUAAAUAUGUUUGUUUUUCAGAAAUGUUUAAAUUGUUUUUUUUAAUCAAUUGAAUUGAGAGCACAGGCCACAGCAUUGGGUAGAAGUUUUAACCCAUGUUCAGUAAUUUGUCUUGUCUGAUAUUUAAUUUAAAAUUUUAAUCCUUGUAGGAAACCUCAUUUUUGUUUUGAAUGUGUUUAUCAUAACAUUAAAAUGGAUCAAUCCAGUCAUCUGCACUAAAACAAAUUCAGACCAGGGCCAACACUUCAGGUUGGAUUUGAAAAGACAUUUCUCAUCCCAGAUGAGAACUGAUUUGAAUCCACAAGUUGAAUGAAGAACAAACAGUGUUGAAAGGACAGUGUGGUUGUAUUCUGAUUGUACAGUUCAUCCCUGUGGAAGAUCAGUUCACAUCUGAGCAAACGGUUGAUGGGUCUCUUUUAAAUUUUAAUUACGCCCCCCAUGUUUCUGUUUUCUCUUUUUUCCACUUCACACCUUGUAACGUGCAGCUUUUUGUUCUUGUGAGUGGUAUCCGCAUAGCCUGCACUUUCAUCUUGGAGGCUGCAGAGUCUUCGUCUCAGGUCACCAAAGCUGUUCGGUUGACUCUGCGGCAGUUGCGUGCUUAUUUUCUACGGCAAGUCUGAAAGGAACACUGCCCUUCUGCCAAGCUUCCUCGAGCUAGCAAAAAUAGCUGUGUUUGCACAAACUCUUGCUGAUGAAACCUCUAACUGUUAAUUUAUUGUUAUUGUCAAACUGGAUGGGCAAAGUUUACUAAAAACGGUUUUUGUUUGAGUUUCUAAAGAUUGCCUUGGAUCUGUUAGAACUGUCAGUACCUUUCUUAAUGUUUAAUAAAUAUCAAAACGAAGCAUUGAGUGAAAAGCUGCGAUAUUCUGUUCUGCUCGGCUGACUGCCCCUUGGUGCAUCAGGCUGUCAGUAAGCUCCUCCUGAAAUGGCCAUCUGUUCAGCAUAUGCACACCAGGCUUUUAAUUAAAACUCAAAUCUGUGAGCGUUCACUCUAAUACUGUGUCUGUGUCUGU
Mobula hypostoma (lesser devil ray) is the source of this 3169-nucleotide messenger RNA. Its product is annotated as PRELI domain-containing protein 1, mitochondrial-like. Gene Ontology annotation, biological process: phospholipid transport. The record is from RefSeq and is a predicted model, not a curated record. Gene Ontology annotation, cellular component: mitochondrial intermembrane space. Gene Ontology annotation, molecular function: phosphatidic acid transfer activity. The coding region runs from base 1117 to 1887 and encodes 256 amino acids. The transcript is spliced from 8 exons. NCBI's taxonomy places the organism in Eukaryota, Metazoa, Chordata, Chondrichthyes, Myliobatiformes, Myliobatidae.